Molecule: messenger RNA, 5925 nt
Organism: Trichosurus vulpecula (common brushtail)
Lineage: Eukaryota; Metazoa; Chordata; Mammalia; Diprotodontia; Phalangeridae
Gene: SSUH2
Product: ssu-2 homolog
Exons: 13
Coding region: 198-1292 (364 amino acids)
Molecular function (GO): heat shock protein binding
Source: RefSeq, a predicted model, not a curated record
AGGAAGCGGAGAGUAUAAGGGAAAGGUCAGGGAAGAGACCCAGAGAGAAAGGGGAAAGCUGUAUUUCCUGGCCAUUUUGACAAACACCGAUGGAGAAUUUAUUGCAUGCAUGAGAUUUUACUAGAUAUCAUAGGAGAUACAAAGGUUCCCAAAGAAGACCAAAAGAACUUCCCUUCCAGCUGCAGCUAGUAGGUAUCAUGGACCUCAGCUAUGAGGCGGAGAGUCCCCUGGCUCCUCCUGUUGAACUUCUAGAACAACUGGCACACUAUGACUGGUCUUUUCAAGAUGGUGGCCAACCACAAUGCUCCCUACCUUCAACAUCCCUGAGGAAACUCAGUGAUCAGAGGGGCCGGCCAAUAUUUCUGCAACACAGUGUACCCGUCAUGACAGAGGAGAUGGCCCGGAAUGCCCUCCUGAGCUUUGUGAAUUCCAGGUGUUGUUAUAGCAACCGAGCAGCUGGGGAGCUGGUCAUUCAGGAUCUGAGACAGCACAUGCUAUACAGAUAUCGACUGGAGACCUUUAGUGAAUCCAGGUUAAGUGAAUGGACGUUUCAACCUUAUACUAAUCACUCAGUAGAUGGCCCGAAAAAAGGAGCAUCUCCCAGGCCUUGGGACAUCAAAGUGCACAUGCCUCCCAUGUUUCAGGAGGAGACUAAGAAGUUUCAAGUACCUCACUCUUCCUUAGUCAAGGAUUGCCACAAAUGCCAGGGACGAGGACGGUACAAGUGCAGUGGAUGCCAUGGAGCUGGCAGGAUGCGAUGUGCUUCCUGCAGUGGGGCCAAACGCAAGGCUAAGCAGUCCCGAAGAUGUCAGGUGUGCUCUGGUUCUGGGCGGAAGAGGUGCAGCACCUGUUCAGGAAGGGGGAACAAGACCUGUGCAACAUGUAAAGGGGAGAAAAAGUUACUGCACUUCAUCCAGCUGGUCAUCACCUGGAAAAACAGCCUGUUUGAGUUUGUCACUGAGCACCAUGUGAACUUCCCAGAGGAGCUGUUGGUUAAAGUCAGAGGAGAGAAUAUAUUUAAGGAUGAAAAUGUUAUGGUGUAUCCUAUCGUUGACUUUCCCAAGCAGGAGAUCUCUUUAGCAUCUCAGAGAGGCAUUGCUGAGCACACUACUGCUUUGGCUGGGAAGUCUCGUGUUCUCCAGCAGCGUCAGACCAUUGAACUGAUCCCACUCACAGAAGUCCAUUAUUGGUACCAAGGGAAGACUUACCUCUAUUACAUCUAUGGCCUGGAGAACAAGGUAUAUGCACUGGACUACCCAGAGAGAUACUGCUGUGGCUGCACUAUCAUAUGACCACUGGCCAGCACUCUACCUAAAGAAGGAAAAUAAGGGACUGAAAUACACAUCCAUCAAAGAAGAAGAGACAAGAGUUAGGGUUCAAGUGCUCUGGUUCACUUGAAUUUUUCAUUAAAAAUGAUUCCUGCAAUCGGAUACUUUGGGAGCAUCAACUUAAACACCACUGAUUAGUCUGGGAAUACAUAUUUGCACCUAAUAAGGACAAAGCCCUCUGCUAGUAGAUUCAGCUCCACAGCACAUAGUAGGUGCUUAAUAAAUGCUAGUUGAUUGACUUACUGACUCAACAACCAUGUUUUGAAUACCUACUUGUGGCAGCAAUAUGACAGCAUAGCACUGUCCUCUCACAUUUCUUUAUAUUUACUUCAUAUGUAAAGGCAGCUAAGAUGUAAUGUAUAGAGAGCUGGCUUCAGUCACAAAGACCUGAGUUCAAGUCUUGACUCUCACAUACUGGUUGUAUGACUGGGCAAGUUACAACCUCUCAGUGGCUCAGUGCUCAUAAACUAUAAAUUUCAGAGCAGAUGCUGAUCUCCACUGGUGGAGGGAAUUUCCUUAUUAUGAAUUCCUGACGUAUACAAAAUCCCAGUUCCCCUCCCCCCUUUUAAAAAAUAUUUACAUGAUUUGUGAUCAUGCUGUUUUCCCUCAUUAUAUGGAAUGCAGUGUUUCAUUUUUGUCUUUGUAUCUGUAGCCCUUCACAUAGAGGUUUAAACAUAUACUUGCUGAAUGAAUGGAUUAACCAGCUCAUUAAUUAGUUUAGGCCUGGCUUUGGAGUUAGGAAGACCAUGGGCUUGUCUUGCUUCUGCUUUUUAGUGGCUCUCUGACUAUGAACAACACCCUUUACUUCCUAGGACCCCUGGCAGCUCACUAAGACAUAGUAGUUGUAAAUUUGUAUUGCUAGGAAUAGUUUUCAUAUCAAGAGCUCUUUCAACAAGAAUAGAAUCCCAGUUCCAGAAAAAAUGUAAACAAAAUAUAGAGGUAAUGUUAGACUUGGAGCCGGGGAAACGUGGGUUCAGGUCCUUCCCCUGAUUCUUGCAACCUGUGUGACCCUAGGCAAAUAUCAUCUUCUGUUAGCCUCAGUUUCCUCUAAAGUAAUAAUAAUAAUGAUAUUGAUAAUAGCUAACAUGCAUAUAGUGCUUACUAUGUGCCAGGCAAUUAAUGAUAUAAUCUCAUUUCCUCUGUAAAAAUAAUGACAUCUUUAAUGCCUACCUGCUUUGUUUGAUGUGCUGUUCAAAAGACAUUGUAUGUAAAUCACUUAUAUAAAAGCCAGUCGUUAUUAUCAUGGACAGAGAAGGCUCUAGGCACUAGAGGAAGAGGCAGGCUUCCAUGAGCCUGCUUUCUUGGGCUUUGUGGUGAACUGUGUUGGUGAAGUUUGGGAGGUUCAUCCCCUCCAUCAGCUGGCGUCGAGGGUAUUAGUGCCUGCCCUGUGUCUUAACCACUGCAUCAGCUUUAGACUGCUUCGAGGCCUCAAUGGGAGAAUGUGGAUGAAAUGAUGUGACCUGGGCUAAGUCCAAAUCCAUGCAAUGGGAGCCUCUGUUGUUACCUAGGCUUCUCCAAGUCUUAUCUCUUCCUUCGCUGUAUUUGGAAGUCAUUUGGUCGGUGGGGAAUGGUUCCAGAGAAAGCACUCUGGAAAUGCUUUAUAAAGUCCUCUCAUGAUCCCAUACCUCCUGGCUGCUGCCCUCUGGUCAUUAAUGGUCCUUGGUGGAUGCCUGUGGAUAUUGGUGGGAGGGACCUUGCAAGUUGUGAAAGUCACAGCUCUAGAGCUGGAAAAGAUCUGAGGAAGUCACCCAGGCCAAGCCUGAUCAUUCUGUAGAUGAGGAAACUAAGGACCAGAAUGACCAAGACCACUCUAGAAGUGAGUGCAGAUGCAGAAAUUGAGUGCAGGGCCUCUUCCUUCAUAUCCAGCACUUUUACCAUAGUGUCAGUCUGAGGACAUGUUAUUAGGGGGAUUUCAACAACAGUAAUGAAAAAUGCUAUUAUUUUUAUUUUUUUUAAGAGAAAAAGGAGAUCUUUUGGUUCCUAAACUCUAAACCAUUCUAGGAAACUUGGUUUGUGAACUCAUCAACUUUCCGACCUUUAUAUUUAUGGGAUAUACACAAACACAUGUACAUAUACAUGUAUAUGUGUAUAUAUAUACAUAUAUACACAUACAUACAUACAUAUAUACACACAUAUUGCUAUUUAAGUCACCUGUCUUUACUGGUAGAAUAAGAAGUAGAAAUACAAUAACUGGGUUGUGCCUUGUAUGGGAGUGGGGUAGAAGAACUCACAGGGAAAGGCUGACUGGGAUCCCACUCUGGGGGCCAAAGUAGAGUGAUCAGGGUCAAAUGUUUUGAAACCACAUGGUAUAAUGUGAAGCACGGUGGACCAAGUAUUAGACAAUAUGGGUUCUAAUCUUAGUUCCACCACUCGGGGGCUAGGAGAUCUUAGAUUUAUACUUUCUGGGCUGGAGUAGCCCCAUCUACAAAAUGGGAAUAUUGAGUCCCUUCUUCUGUCCACCUCUUAACAUUGGUGUGAGGACUGGAUGACAUAAUGAUUGUGAAGAUGGGUAAAGGGGUAAAGUCCUAUGGGAGGGCAAGUGGAAGGGUAGGAGUCACAGGAGCUGAUGAGUGGUUAUUGGUAGGAAACAAUGCUUAGGUCUUAAGAGGAAAAGAGAAUUUAUGAUAAGUAGAGCCUAAACUUGAAAUCUUUAUGCUGAUGGCAAGCACCACAAAUUAUUUUCUGGGGUAAAGGGUUCAAAAGGUGGGGCUGGGGUGGACAUGGGGAGGGGACUGGGAUACUACCUUGUGCGGAAGGACACAGAGGUGCCUGGGACACUAUAACACUGAAGAUUCUGUCAAUUCUAGAGCUUUAAAGUGCCCAGGGUCCCACAGGAUAGGAAGGCUCAUCCUUGCACACUGCAAUGUUGUUAAUGUCCUCUAACUUCAGCCUCCUGGGAUGAAACCCAGGCUUCACACCCUAGUUAUGCUUUUGACGAUUGUUGACGUUUCACCUAACCAGCUUGGACUUUUCUACUUAUAUAGUUAGGGGGAACCUGAAAAUUUGGGAGAUGAAAGGAGAGUGUGGAAUUAUGUUGAAACACAAUGAGUAUUGGUCCCUUUGAGGUCCAGAUUGCUGUCAAAGCCUGGGCCUUAGAUUGGAAAAGCUAAUUAUAGGAAAAGAAAAGGAAACUAAAGGCAUUACCUGCCACCUCCUAGUCUGCCUCUCAGGCCCACCCUGACCACCCAUCUACUCUUAAUGUUCUCCAAACACACCUAUUCAAGAGAGAAGUGACAGUAAAAGGUAAUAUGUGCAGAGUAAUGUCAGACUAGGUUGAUUACAAUGAUGAUGAUAAUGAUAACUGGCAUUUAUAUAAUUAAUCAAUCCAUAAAGACCUAUUAAAUGCUUGGUAUGUGACAGGCACUCUUCUAGACUCAUAGGAUAAAAGACAAAAAUAAACAGUCCCUGACCCCAAGGAGCACUGCAUUCUAACAUUUAGUACAUUAAAAUUUACUAUAAAUAAUUGAUACUUAUAUGAUGCCUUAAGGUUUACAGAAAUACUGCAUAUGCAAAAUCUCAUUUGAUCUGCCUGAUAACCUUGUGAGAGUGACACCAUAGGUAUUAUCAUCAUUUUAUAGAUGAGAAAAUGGAAGUUUAGAAAGAUUCAGUAGGUGCUGGUUGAUUGGGGGAUAGUUGAAUAAAUCAUGGUACGUGGUGGAAUCUAUAUCACCAGGAAUGACAAAGAUGAAGAAAUCAGAGAAAUGUGGAGAAAAUUCUAGAGAGAGGAACUAGCAGAAUCAGGAGGGCUAUAUAGCCAGUAACUGUAAUAGUGUACAUGGGAAGGGUAAAAAGAAAUGAAACUGAAUGCUGUAUAAUUACAAUGACCAAGUUUGUUCCUGAGAAGAAUUGAGAGAUGGACUUUACUUCCUUUAUUGUGAGUAAGACACGCUACAUUACUAGUUGCACACUCUUCAUAGGUUAGUUGGAUUGGCUAAACUCACUUUUUUCUCCUUUUAAACAAUAGCAUUUGUAUAGUGCUUUUAAGAUUCUGAAAGUGCUUUACAAAUAUUUCCUUUCAUCCUUCCAACAACCAUAGCUGCUGUUUGUUAUUGUCUGCAUCUUAUAGAUGAGGCAACUGAGGCAGGUAGAUUAAGUGCUCAGGGUCCCACAGCUAGUUAAGUGUCUGAAGAAAGAUUUGAACUCAGGUCUUCCUGACUAUAGGUCCUUGACUUCAUGCACUUUGAUACCUAGAUGCCCUUUUCUGUUGGAUCCAAGAUGUGGCUUAUUGGGUAUGAGAAGAGGGAGAGAUAUUGUGGGAAAUGAAUAUGAUGGAAAAACAAAUGCUAUCAAUAAAAAUAUUUAAUGUAUUAAAGUCUUUGUUCUCAAAUCCUGGAAUACUACAUCUCUAGUCUCCUAGACUUUGGCUUCUCAUCUUCACUCUCCAUCAAGUAAGCAUUGCCAGCACAUUAAGACAAUGAAACCCUCACCAUGUGCCAGGAAAGUGGACCGACAGCUCUGUGUAGUUUUAAUUGGUUUUGUUUUCUGCCAUAAAAAUGUAAGAGGCAAGACAACACCCUUUAUGACCAUAACCCGACCCAGGCUGCCACUGAGACUGUUUAUGGACAAAAAUAAACUUGUCUUUCCUCUUGCCUUUUAA